AUGUUUGAUGAGGACGAUGAAGAUGAAAGCGAUAUAGGUGAUUUUAAUCUGUCUCAGAGGUCUUCUAAUCUUUCUUCUCUUCGCAGUUCAUCAAAGAUUGAUAGUAGUAGGCCUAGCAAAUUAAACCCAGUUGAUGGAGAUCACAUGAACACGAGAUCAAACAAGUUAAUCCAUGAUGAUAAAGAUUGCAUAGAAAGAAGAUUAAGCAAUUCGAAUCAUAAUGAUAAAGUAUACAAUGAAAGGAAAGCAUCCAAGUUGGAUGCAGUUGGCGGAGGAAAUCUCGUCAGGAGCAGAUCUGGCAGCAACAGUAAAACAGAUGAUGAUGGAGAUUACGUUAGGAUGAAGUCGAAGAUGAGAAAGGAUGCACCAGGGGCAGAUGAAGGGAGAGAACUUCAGCAGAACAGCAGCAGCAGAAGGAGCAGCAUGUCGUCAACAAAGAACAGCGGCAGCCUAGACGGUUUCAAUCGUAACGACCACAACUUCGCGAGUCAACAUCGUUUUAGUAGAAAUCAAAAUAAAAACCGACCUACGAUCUUAAAGAAUAGUGAUGACGAUGAUGACGACGACGACGAUGAUGAAAGUGACGAUGAUGACGACGACAACGAUGACGAUCACUUGAACAGUAGCAGAAAUAGUUCGAAACAUUCAAAUGAAAAAUUUAACACAAAAAAUAAUCUAAACAUCAAUAAUAAAAAUCUUAUUAAGAAUAAAAACAAUAAUAUCGAUGAUGAACAUGAUAGAGGUAGGAAUCAUCUAAUAAGUGGUUAUCGUGACGAUGAGUACAAAAUGAGAAAAUCAAAGAACGAUUUCAGAAAGGGAAGCAGAGAAAGUACUUCCAGCGAGAAAAAUAUGAAGAGUCCAAAGCACACAACGAAGACAUCACCAACUGCGUCAUCACGUGCGUCAUAUUCAUCACCGAGAUCUCUAUCCAGAGCAUCCACACCGCAACAUUCAAAACAUGAUAAGAAAUCGAGAAUGGAUCAAUCACAUUUGGACGGUUUCUUCAAUGGUGGUGGUACACCUAGGAAAUCUCAAAGUAAAUAUGAGGUUGACGACGAUGAUGAUGACCGUGAGGAAGAUGAUGAUCGUAGUUUCAGUAAUGGGCGAACAAUAAAUAUGGACAAGAGGAAAAAUGAAAAGUUUGCUUCAACUGAAAAUUUUAAUGAGGAAAAUUUGAAACAGAAAAAUCACAGAUCAGGAAAGGAGAAUGUGCAUGAGGAGAAACGAACAAACUUUAAAGAUGGAAAAACGAUUGAUUCGAAAAGAUCGUCAGCACCAUCAUCCAGGGCAUCAUCAUCAUCACCGCCACCUUCAUCAUCUAGGAAGGGCUCACUUGGUCUGGAAAACAAAAGAUCCCACUACAAUUUGAAUGACUCCAUGAACAAUUCACAACCGUCCAUGAAUGAGAAGAACAAGAGCGUUCACAAGCCAACUAAAUCAAUUUUGAAACCAAAUAAUAAUCGUGGUGUUGUUGAAGAUGACGAUGGCGACGACGACGAUGAUGUUGGUAGUAAGCAACGCAGCAAGAAACAUCUCUCCACUGACAAGUCAAAAGCUAAAUUCGAUUUAAACUCAGAUAAAAUGUCUGGUUCAGAAAGUGAAACAUCAGUUUGUGAGGAAUUUUUUAGGGAGCCUAAAAAAGCGAAGAAGAAGGUUCCUCAGAAGAACCAUUCUGCCAAUGAUAGUUCCAACAGCGAACACGAUGAACACGAUGAUAAAAUAAUGUUGUCCAGCGUCAUCAAAGAUGUCAACGACGCCCAACUGCACCAACCUGAUGUGACGUCAUCGACGACGAAAUAUGUUAGGAGGAGUCAGUCGUUGCUCAGAUUCUUAUCACCAGACAGCACUGGCAAGAGUAAGGUAGAUUUGAAAAACGUGAAAUCUCGAUACAGAGGAGAUGCCAUGGAAAUGUUGAAAAAACUGAUGAACAGCUCAGGAGAAAGAGGAGGUGGCGGUGGUAAUGACGACGGCACACAAAAUUCGACGCUAACUAUCAGGUGUAAAAUUUUUCAGGAAUGGAAUAAAAUUGCAUCAGAAAGGUUCAAGAAAGAGCAGUUGGAGAAGAUGGAGAAGAAGAAGGAAGAGGAGGAGAAGAAGAAAAUGGAAGAGGAUCGCAAAACUAACGAAUCGAAGGCUUAUUUUGAAAUGUGGAAGAAAAGUAAGGACAAAAAAAUUAAAGAGGAAAAAGAGAAAUUGAAAAAAGAAGAGAAAGAGAAGAAAGAAAAAGAGCUCGAAGAUUCCAAAUCAAAAAAAAAUGAUGCUGAAAUUAUUUUUGUCAAAUGGAAAGAAAAAAAAGAUGCCAAGCUGAAGGAAAUCAAGAAAAAAGAAACGAAAAAGAAAGCAAGUGUAGAAAAGAAAAAAGUUGAGAAAGAAAAAGAAAAACUGUCUGACGCUGAGAAGGCCUUUGGAGCCUGGAAAAAAAUGAAAGAAGAAGAACUGAAGAAAACGAUUAAAGAUAAAAAGAGGAAAGAAAAUAAAAUGACGGAUGCCGAGAUGAGAGAAAAGGUGGAAAAAGAGAAGAAAGCGCUGGCAUCUUAUGAAGAUUGGUGUGCUAAGAAGGACAAGCAGUCGAAGGAGGAAUUCUAUAGCGAACAGCUUCGUAAGUAUUCCAGUUACGACGAAUUCAAGAAACCUUGGAGACCAAGUAGCUCCAACUCCACAUUAAGAGUUACAUGA
Molecule: messenger RNA, 2676 nt
Organism: Helobdella robusta
Lineage: Eukaryota; Metazoa; Annelida; Clitellata; Rhynchobdellida; Glossiphoniidae
Exons: 9
Coding region: 1-2676 (891 amino acids)
Biological process (GO): mitotic cytokinesis; mitotic spindle assembly; regulation of mitotic cytokinesis
Cellular component (GO): astral microtubule
Molecular function (GO): microtubule binding
Source: RefSeq, a predicted model, not a curated record